Molecule: messenger RNA, 3900 nt
Organism: Penicillium robsamsonii
Lineage: Eukaryota; Fungi; Ascomycota; Eurotiomycetes; Eurotiales; Aspergillaceae
Exons: 3
Coding region: 1-3900 (1299 amino acids)
Source: RefSeq, a predicted model, not a curated record
AUGGAUGCACAGCCCAGUAUGAAUAGGUGCGACUCGUAUUCUCCCGGGAAUUUUCUAUAUACUGAUCCUCUCUCUAGCUGGUUGGGUUCAAAUCAUGCAGGCGUCGAGCAGCCGCUGAGCAACCAUUAUCCGGGCUGGUCAUCGACAUCUGCGAGUCCCAGCAAUCAGCCAUCACCAGGUCGCCGAGAACAUGCCGUACAGCCACCGUUGUUGACAACAGCACUGAGCGGUCCUCAAUACCAGGGUCUUGGAGGUAGUCUUGGACUAACACCGACACCUUUAUCAUCGACCUCGCUGUCGAGCCCAUUUACUCACGGUCUAUCGCCCGCUGUUCCAUCUCCUAUUAACGGUAGAUCCGUUUCCGCGUCUUCGAUGGCGUCCAGAAACGCAUACAAUGUUCCUUAUAACCCCCAGGACUGGGGGCCUCCGGGCAGGUCCCAGGCGCAGGCCCCGUAUCUUCCGCCAGGCACUAUGCAGCGUGUGACACCGCAAAGAAAUAAUCCGGAUGUGUCGUUGUCUCCACCUCCUCCGCCGUACUCACCUCCCAACCAAAAUCGAAUGUCCCAGGACUUUUCCGGUCAGACAAACCCUAACUUUGCCGGAACACCUUCUCCACCUGACAAUAGGGAGAGUAGCUUUGAUAUGCCUACCCAGUAUCAAAGACGCUCAAAUCGGCCAAGGCCACUAUCCAUGGCUUACCCGUCUGACUCUCAGCGCCAGUCACUACCUCCUCCACCUCCCCCGCAGGGACACCCAGCUGGUAGAUCUGUUUCUCAAGGUCGAGUGGAGUACCAGGGCAUGCCCUAUAAUGACCAAGCUACGCAAUUUAAUACCGCUAGCCACAGGCCUCGGCUGGCACAGUAUGACCAAGGUCAAGCCUCGCCCGCCUUUAACGAGUAUAUGUCUGCAAGUGCUCAAUUCGAGACACCAUCCCGGCCCCCUGGAUCCCGAAGAGCCGCAUCUGCUGGGGCUGUGGUAAGCAGUGCAGGCUCAUCGAGGGCAGCGAGCCAGUCACGAACUCGAUCGCCGUCAAAUAGUAACUGGGAGCCCGGGAUGCCACUUCCGCCGCCACCUCCAGGGCCCCCUCCCGCUGCAAGGUCCAUCAGCGUGAGUGGCUCGUCCGAGUCAUCACUGAGAACAACCCAAAGCUCGAAUAGGACGACGAGAAGGGGACCUCCUGUGCUAGGAACAGGACUGGGAAGCAUCCCGCCUACGCCCGCUGACUGGAUAGACGAGGGAUAUUUGAACAGUCGACCAACGGAGGGUUUAUAUGUUGACACGGCAAAAGCUGCCAAGGCACCAGAGCCGACGGAUGGAGAUCCCCACGAUUUAUCUAAUCAAAGGACUCCUGGUAGUGGCGGUCUUUUCCGCAGCUCAGCAGUCCGCGAUCCCAGUGCCAAGGGCAUCCGUGAAAGACGAAUUGAACGACGAAACCGGCAAAGCCAGGUCUUUGAACCCCCAAGUGCGAUAUCGUCAAAUGGUAAUCCUUGGGCCGAUGCUCUCGAGCAGGUCAAACCGUCGAACCUGAUUCUACCAUCCCAGACCAAUAGCCCAACUCAAGAUCGGCAUCCCACCUCGGGCAACUACGACCAAGCCCUUCGCAGUACCAGCAGUAUUAAAUCGGAAGGACAGCCUACUGCCUCACGGCCUCGAGCAUCUUCCGGUGCUCUCCUUCGAGAAACAUCACCCUAUGGGACUCCUAGACAACAACCCAACUCUGCUGGUCCCUCGACUGCAUUUGCACAUACGCCUCCAUUUUCACCAAAUCCAAAUGGAGUGGGCCCGUCAACAUAUCCCAAAGAAGCUAUACAAGCAGUACCACCAAAAUCACUACCAACUCCGCCUCUGAACUCAGCAAAAGAGGUCCGGCCACGCUCACGCUCCCGUGCACCCUCCCGAGGAGCAGAAGACCGUCCAAUCUCUCACAUUCUCCACAUGCCUAACGAAGCUGUGUCGAUUAUGAAACCCUUGUCGCCGCGCCGAACGCCCGGACAGCAGACGGCGCAGGUGUCAAUGGAAUCGAUUCUUAGACAGGAUCCCGCUUUCCUACAGGAUGCGAUUCAAAGGCACAAGACCUUUAUUAAUAAAGAAGCAAGUGCCGAGGAUGAUACCGAAGCACUCAAGAUAUUUGCGGACUAUAUGCUUGCCGAAUCUCAGAUCCGGCGCCAGCGGUACUCCAAGGUCUGGGAAACCUUCCAAGUAGAAGAUGUCCGCCGCAAUCUUUUCGAGUUGCCGGUCCAGCAACCGCCAACGCCAAAGCCCCAUCCCAAAUUAGACAUCCCACAAAAUCGAGCAGGUCGACCGGAGUCUGCAUGGUGGAAUAACUACCAGCCUUGCCUAUCGCCGAUUGCCAGCCUCAACAUGAGCAACGAUGAGAGCUCUCGGGGCCGCGCACCAAGUCGCUGGUGGGAGUCGGCAACUGAAUCGAAGUACAUGGGAUUGCCUCGGGAGGCGAUGCACAUGGACCAGGAGUUGACUCCUUCUCAGCCCAAGGAUGUGAGGAUGAACUAUGGGAGUACGGAGUAUGGCUCUGAUGAGUACCCACCUGAGAAAGUCGGCUGGCAUGAAGGGUCUCCUGCAAAUUCUACUGGGACUGGAUAUCGCUAUGAAAGCCGCAAUUUAGAUAUCUCGCGGUUGAUCACCCUGCCUCCGCCUUAUCCCCGCCACCAUCCUGCUGUGAAUAACAGCCAUCCUGAUUUGGUUACCCAUCGAACUACGGUCCGGUCAAUUACUGAUCUCGCAGAGAUCAAAACCACUAGACAUCGAUAUAAGGCCGAUGUGGAACGAAUGCUUCAAGAGCACCAGCAACAAGUCGAUGAGGGUCAUCGCCACUUCAGAUCGAACAUCCAAAGCCAGAUUCAAGACGGCAGUCUGACCUUUGCGGAAGCAGCAGAGGCCGAGGCAGCAAUGAUUGCCGCAGAGAACGAGCGAGAAAGGGCAAUGAUCAAACGCCAGCUCGACACAUACCAAGAAACCGUGCUCAAACCAAUGCACGCCAUUCUCGUCGACAGAAUCGGCAGAGCCACAGCUUGCAUCGACCAGCUGAGCAGCAUGCUCUCGGACGAUGCACAGAGCGGGACACCCGAUCAAACCCAGGAAGAAGGCGACGAGAAGCCCGAGCUCCUAGAGAAACUGACGCAACUAAAAUGGCUCUUUGAAGCCCGCGAGCAGCUCCACCGCGAGUCAUUCGACCUGAUCAGCGACCGCGACGACAAAUACAAGGCCGUCGCCCUUCUCCCUUACAAGCAGACCAAAAACGAGGACAAGCUACGUGAGACGCAAGCUUUCUUCGCGCAGGACGCACUAGACCGCCGCGUACAGUACGAAAACGAGGCGCUAACGCGACUUGAGGCUUUCCUGGACGUCAUCGAGCAGAACGUCAUGCGAGGUGUCGAGGUGCAGCUCUCCGCCUUCUGGGAUAUCGCCCCGUCCCUCCUGGCUCUUGUGCAACAGGCGCCUGAUGACCUGCGCGGCUUCCAGGUGCAAAUCCCCGCGGACGAAUACGAGGAAAACCCGAGCUACCAUGAGCAUCCGCUGCAGUACUUGUAUACACUGCUGUCACAUGCGGAGAGAUCGAGCUACCAGUUCAUUGAGUCGCAGACGAACCUACUGUGUCUCUUGCAUGAGGUGCGAUCUGCCGUUAUGCGGGCUAGUCAGAAGCUUAUGGAAGCGCAACGUAUCAAGCGUGGGGAGGCGGAGGAGGAUGUUCGUCGUGAAAUGCAUCAGACUCGUGCUGAUGAAGAGCUGGCCCUUACGACUGAUCUUAAGGAUAAAGUUGCUACCGUUGAGGGUCAGUGGACUGAGGCGCUGGGGAGCCAGAUCGAGGGGUUGAGAGAACGAGUUAAGAAACAGCUUAUGAGUGAAGAUGGCUGGGAGCAAUUGGAACAAUUGGAGGAAUAG